AUGGCAGUCCCCGAGAAGAAUGGUGUUGUCGAUGCGCCUACCACCGACAUCGAGGCCAGCGCGAUUCACCGUGAGGAUGGCAGUGUUCAUCGAGGACUGAAGUCCCGGCACAUCCAGUUCAUGGCCCUGGGCGGGACCAUCGGGACGGGUCUCUUCCUGAGUAUCGGCACUGCGUUGACUCGGGGCGGCCCGCUCUCACUGCUGCUCGGAUACAGCGUGACGGGCAUGUUCUUGUACGCGAUGAUGACGGGUCUCGGCGAAAUGGCAAGCUGGCUUCCACUCCCCGGCGCCAUUCCUCAGUUUUGUAGUCGAUACGUCGACGAUGCACUUGGGUUCGCGAUUGGCUACAACAGCUGGUAUGCGGCGACGUUCUCGGCGUGCAGUGACAUCUCCGCUGCAUCGGUCGUGAUAAAGUAUUGGACCGACGAGGUCAAUCCGGGAGUGUGGAUCACGAUCAUCAUCGUGAGCAUCGUCCUGCUGAACUGUAUUGCUGUGGGGAUAUUCGGGGAGGCCGAGUUCAUCUUCGUCAUCGUCAAGGUGGUGACCUUGCUGGGGCUGCUCGUCUUGUCCUUGGUCAUCGACCUCGGCGGCGGGCCGACACAUGACCGACUCGGCUUCAGGUAUUGGAAGCACCCCGGCGCCAUGAAAGAAUAUCUGGCCGGUGGUUCGCUGGGCCACUUCCUCGGCUUCUUUUCCGUGCUGAUCAACGCCUCGUUCUCUUACGGUGGGAUCGAGCUCGUGGCCGUGGCGGCCGGCGAAGCCACGAACCCGCGUCGCAACAUCCCCAAAGCGGUGCGCCGCACCUUCUGGCGCAUCCUGUUCUUCUUCGUGCUGGGCACGCUCGCGGUCGGCUGUCUGGUGCCCUACGAUGAGCCACACCUGCUCAGCGCCCAGGCCAGUGACGCGCCGGGCGCGGCGCAGUCGCCGUGGGUGAUCGCAAUCACAAAGGCCGGGAUCAGCGGGCUCCCGUCGGUGAUCAAUGCCGUGAUCCUCUCGUCGGCGAUCUCCGCCGCCAACGAAUGGCUCUUUGCCGGCAGUCGGUAUCUGUACGCGUUGGCCGACAACCGGCACGCGCCUCGGGUCUUCUCGCGCUGCUCGAAGAGAGGAGUGCCCUAUGUCAGCACCUUAUUCACCGCUUGCGUGCUGUGUCUGACCUAUCUCAACAUCUCCAGCCGAGGGUCGACGGUGUUCCAGUGGUUCUCCAGCAUCACAGCCAUCUCGAACUGUUUCACCUGGGGCGCGAUCUGCGUGGCCUACGUGCAGUUCCACCGGGCGCUGCAGGCGCAGGGCGUGGGCCGGGACACGCUGCCGUACCGGGCCCCCCUCCAGCCGUACGCCACGUACGCGGCCCUCGUCUUCUUCGGCAUCGUGGUCGUCUUCAGCGGCUUCGCCGUCUUCGUCGGCCACUUCGACGCCCAGGGCUUCCUCACGACCUACAUCAACAUCCCGGUCUUUGUCACCCUCUACGUCGGCUUCAAGGUCAUCACCAAGUCCAAGAUCCGGGCCCCAGCGGAGAUUGAUCUCUUUUCGGGCAAGGCGCAGGUGGACAUGGAGGAGUGUCGAUGGGUGGAAUCGGAGCCUCGCCAUGUCUUGGGAAAGGUGUGGGCUUGGAUUGCAUAG
Molecule: messenger RNA, 1620 nt
Organism: Aspergillus japonicus CBS 114.51
Lineage: Eukaryota; Fungi; Ascomycota; Eurotiomycetes; Eurotiales; Aspergillaceae
Exons: 7
Coding region: 1-1620 (539 amino acids)
Biological process (GO): amino acid transmembrane transport
Cellular component (GO): membrane
Molecular function (GO): amino acid transmembrane transporter activity
Source: RefSeq, a predicted model, not a curated record